Prunus armeniaca (apricot) is the source of this 405-nucleotide messenger RNA. The record is from the annotation of a GenBank genome assembly. Lineage: Eukaryota; Viridiplantae; Streptophyta; Magnoliopsida; Rosales; Rosaceae.
AUGCCGUUCAAGAGAUACGUUGAGAUCGGACGAGUGGCCCUCGUCAACUAUGGGAAAGACUACGGCAGGCUUGUCGUGAUCGUCGAUGUCCUCGACCAAAACAGGGCUCUUGUUGAUGCCCCUGACAUGGUGAGGACCCAAUUGAAUUUCAAGAGGCUUACACUCACUGAUAUUACCAUUGACAUCAAAAGGGUUCCUAAGAAGAAGACUCUGAUUGCUGCCAUGGAGGCUGCUGACGUAAAGAACAAAUGGGAAAACAGCUCAUGGGGCAGGAAGCUGAUAGUGCAGAAGAGAAGAGCUGCACUAAAUGAUUUUGAUAGGUUUAAGCUCAUGUUGGCAAAGAUCAAGAGGGCGGGAAUCAUCAGGCAGGAGCUAACGAAACUCAAAAAGGAGAGUGCAGCCUGA